AUGCAGAAGUUGUACUAUUGGCCCGCGGAAGACCACACGACAAUAAGAAGACAUUUUGAACAUAAAGGAAGUGUGAAAGAGAAAGGGGUAGAGCCUACUGCUUCUGAGUUAUUUUUGAUAAUUCACAAAACGAAACAGAAUAAUGAUUGGGUUGAUGGAAAAUCAAAAUCUGUCUGGGCUAAAUUUCAAACCAUCGUCAAGAGUCGUCAUUCAAGUGACAUGUCUGGGACACAGGGUGGUGGCGAACGAAAUGAAGACGCAAGAAUCGAAAAUCAAGAGGAAGACAAAGAAGAAGAUGGAGAUGAUGCAUUCAUGGCAAUAGCAUCUGCUCUUCCUAAAGAAGUUAUUGAUAAAGCGUGGCUCGAGGCAGUUGGAGGGCCAAUAAAAGGAAGAGUUUACGGUCUCGGAUCGGAGUCCAGUUCUGUUGUACAAGGAGGUGGUCCUACAUUUCAUGCUCCAACCGGUUCUUCAUCAGCAUCAUCUGUACCUUCUCAAUGCUUAUUUGAAACUCCUUCAUUCGAAGAAGUUGUUAAUCGAGCGGUGGAACAAAAAUUAACCGAUAUGCAAGCUACUUUUCAAGAGGAAUUGCAAGCCUUGAAAACAACCAUUCAAGAGAUGCGUGAAAGACAACCUGGUGGAGCUAGUAGAGAUGGACAGUAGCAUCGCACUGAUAUGGUAGAUUUUUUUUUAUUUUUUUUUAUCACGACUAUUUUUUAUCGUUUGGAAGACGAGUAGUAGCGCUUAGCCUUACAAUCUUGAAGAUUGUGUUUUGAAUCAUCAUUACGUGGAUAUUUAGAUAUGUUAGCUCAGUUGGAAGUUGUGUUUGGGUUAAUUUUAUGGAUUUUUAGGUCGAUGUUUUUUAUCUUAUUGUUGACUGGAUGCUGAUUACGGUAGAAAGAAUAGUGUUUGAUUUUUAUC
Molecule: messenger RNA, 918 nt
Organism: Erythranthe guttata (spotted monkey flower)
Lineage: Eukaryota; Viridiplantae; Streptophyta; Magnoliopsida; Lamiales; Phrymaceae
Source: RefSeq, a predicted model, not a curated record